Xenopus tropicalis (tropical clawed frog) is the source of this 2106-nucleotide messenger RNA. RefSeq names its product cell division cycle 20 (gene cdc20). Lineage: Eukaryota; Metazoa; Chordata; Amphibia; Anura; Pipidae. The transcript is spliced from 11 exons. The record is from RefSeq and is a predicted model, not a curated record. Gene Ontology annotation, molecular function: ubiquitin-protein transferase activator activity; anaphase-promoting complex binding. Bases 112 to 1635 code for a protein of 507 amino acids.
UGUUGUCAUGGUUACGGUUACCUUCCUGUGUCCAAUCAGAGGUCGCGGCGGCCUUAGUUUAAAGAGGCGAUCCUAAUAGACAGCAACCGUUACUAACUGAUUUCUGUACUCAUGGCGCAGUUUGCAUUUGAAACUGACAUUAAUAGUAUCUUGAAAUUGGAUACACCUAUCACAAAUGCUCCUCUAGCAAGAUGGCAGCGGAAAGCAAAGGAGGGUAACUGCUCUUCAUUGAAUACUUCUGCAAAUACGAGUACAAUGUCCCCAAUGAAAACGUCAAAUCGAUCCCACAGUUCCAGCAAAACUCCCUCAAAAACUCCAGGAAAAUCUGGUCCAAAAAUGCAAGGUACUCCUUCCAGAGCUGGAGGUGAUCGUUUCAUUCCCAACCGCAGUGCAAUGCAGAUGGAUGUUGCUAGCUUUCUUCUGUGCAAAGAGAAUGAGCCAGCUGAUACUUCACCCACAAAAAAGGAGCAGCAAAAAGCCUGGGCAAUGAAUCUUAAUGGUUUUGAUAUGGAAGAGGCAAAAAUUUUGCGACUUGGUGGUAGACCUCAAAAUGCUCCUGAAGGAUAUCAGAAUAACUUGAAAGUGCUGUACAGCCAAAAAACCACCCCAGGUUCCAGUAAGAAAACGGGCAGAUAUAUACCUUCCAUGCCAGACAGGGUCCUGGAUGCUCCAGAUAUCCGGAACGAUUACUAUCUCAAUCUGAUUGACUGGAGCUCUCAGAACUUCCUUGCUGUUGCAUUAAAUGACUCUGUUUAUCUUUGGAAUUAUGCAACUGGAGAUAUAAUACUGCUGCUACAGAUGGAGCAUUCAGAAGAAUAUAUAUCCUCUGUAUCAUGGAUCAAGGAAGGCAAUUACCUGGCAGUGGGUACUAGUAAUUCAGAAGUGCAGUUAUGGGAUGUUCAGCAGCAGAAACGUCUCCGUAAUAUGACCAGCCAUUCAUCCCGUGUUGGAGCUUUGAGUUGGAACAACCAUAUCCUUUCCAGUGGUUCACGGACAGGACAUAUUCAUCACCAUGAUGUCAGAGUUGCUCAGCAUCAUGUAUCCACACUAACAGGUCAUACUCAGGAGGUGUGUGGCCUUAAAUGGUCUCCAGAUGGCCGCUAUCUUGCCAGUGGUGCAAAUGACAACUUGGUAAAUGUAUGGCCUUGUGUUCAAGGAGAUUCAGGGGAGUUUUCACCAGUACAAACAUUUACACAACAUCAAGGAGCUGUUAAGGCUGUGGCAUGGUGCCCAUGGCAAUCCAAUGUGCUAGCAACUGGUGGGGGAACAAGCGACCGGCACAUUAGAAUCUGGAAUGUUUGCUCUGGAACCUGCUUAAAUUCUGUUGAUACCCAUUCACAGGUGUGUUCCAUACUAUGGUCUACAAAUUACAAAGAAUUGAUAUCUGGCCAUGGAUUUGCUCAGAAUCAGCUUGUAUUGUGGAAAUAUCCAACUAUGACAAGAGUGACAGAACUUAAAGGUCACACUGCUCGGGUGCUUAAUCUAGCAAUAAGCCCAGAUGGCUGCACAGUGGCUUCUGCUGCCGCUGAUGAAACUCUGCGAUUGUGGAAGUGCUUUGAGGUGGAUCCUGUCACAAAGAAAGAAAAGGAAAAGGCCCGUAGCAGCAAGAGCAUCAUUCACCAAAGCAUCAGAUGAACAAACUUUGCUUUUUGUUUUUAAAUUUGUGCAUAAUGUAUAUUUUUUAUAUAUUCUGAAAUAAAGUCUUAAAGUUGUAUAAUUUACACUGUUUGAUACUGGAGAAGCACCUGUCUACCUGUUGUAUUGGCCUGUAACAGUUCUAACCCUAUUGCCACUUCUGCAAAUAAGUCUAGUUACUGCUUGUGCCCAGACCUGUGUAGUCUUUGACAUUACUGGAUGAAACUAAAGGUUUUCAAUUUGUAUUUGGUCUUCUUGACUGUCUUUUCAUUCAGUCAUAAUGUUUUUAAUCUUCAACAAGCAUACAAACAAUGCAAUGGAUAGGGAAACUGAAUGACUGACUGGUAAUUAACUUUAAGCAGCAGUUUGUGCAUGUGGCCAAUCAUUGGGCGUUAUGGAAUGCUGCUUGUCCACCCUCACUAAUGUAUAAGGCUGGUUCAACUGUUGUAAUAAAACUGUAAAUAUGCACUA